UAAGUGACUGACCUCCUUGGGGACUGUCCCCAGAAUACAGACUCCACCAGGCGGUGAUUCCCCUCUCAUUUCGCAGCCCCAUGCCUCCGCUCCUGCCUGCGGUGAUACCUCCUUCUGCAGCGAUGCUGGGGGUGCAGCUCCCCCUCGCUUUGUCAUCGCUCCGUUGCCUUGCCAACGCGGUGGCCCUGUCCCUGCUCAGACACUGUCACCGCUGGGUCUGGCACAGGCAGCACCACUCGGCACCCACAGAGCACCCCAUGGCCCCAGGCAGUGCGGCUGGACACAGGCGGCCUUUGCAGUGAAACUUAAUGGGAUAAACCAAUUCCCUUAACCCACUUAUCUGGCUGAUCCAAUAAAGGUGGCUGGGAACAAAGUGUGCAUGUAGUCUUAAUGCAUUCCCUCUCUCCACGCUCCCCCAGUCCUGACAGCAUCGUGGGUCCGUCUGCCACAGCUAGCAGGGGGCUCCUCCUCCUCAGAGGCAGUGCAAAGGGGCCAGGGCAGAGGGGGAACGUUGGACCUGGGGACUAGGACCUGUUGUCUCUAGGUGACAGGGAAGAGGAGAGGUGGCUCUGACAGUGGUGGAGGUGGCUCUGACCCAUUGAGGCACAGCCCAGCACAAAGCAUAAUGCAGGCGUCCAUGGAUGAGGCCCCGCCGCCCACCAGCCCCACCGGGCUCUCGGUGUACGUGGCCGUGUCGCAGCUGCUGGGCCUGACGCUCCUGGCCACCACAGGUGCCUGGCUGGGCCGCUACCGGGGCGGCGUGGCCUGGCACAGCCCCCUCCAGUUCAACGCCCACCCCCUCUGCAUGGUGCUGGGUAUGGUGUUCCUCCAAGGUGACGGUGAGCAGGACGGUGGGACACGUGCCCUGUCCCCGCUCUCUGGUGGUGAUGGACUCUUCUCUGCAGGCAUCAUCGCUGUCUUCGAGUCACACCAGACUAAGGGCAUCCCUGACAUGUACAGCCUACACUCCUGGUGUGGGAUGGCCACCUUUGUGCUCUACCUCCUGCAGUGGUUCCUGGGCUGCAGCUUCUUUCUGUUCCCUGGUGCCUCCUUCUUGCUGAGAGGGUGGUACAAGCCCCAGCACAUCUUCUUUGGCAUCACCCUCUUUAUUCUCUCCAUCACCUCCUGCUUGCUGGGCAUUACUGAGAUGCUCCUCUUCAAACUCAGUGAUUCCUACAGCCACUUUGUGCCUGAGGGCAUCCUGGCCAACACCCUGGGGGUGCUGCUGGUGGCCUUCGGGCUAGUGGUGGGCUACGUGCUGACACGGGAGGAGUGGAAGCGCCCACCGCUGGCAGAGGAGCUGGCCCUGUCCAUGGACUUCAAGACCCUGACAGAAGGAGAGAGCCCUGGUGGUGGCAGCCAGUGACAUCCCCAGCUCCUGGUCUCCAGCAUGAGCUCCUUGUGAUGUCUGAAAUGUUCCUGUGCACCGUGUCCCUGGUGGUUUGCAUCUCUGCCCAGCCCAGGGUUAUGAGGACAGCUGGGGAAGGACAUGCUUGGUGUAAUGCUUCCCACUGGACUUGGCCUCGCUUGGCCUUAAUCAUCCUAAGCUCUGCCCUGUCCAUCCUUUGGUGGCCCCUGAACUCGUCCCAGCCCUGUGGGAAUGGCAGUGCUGGCAGGGGCACAAAGAGGUGUCUCUGGGCUCUUCCCCACUCUAGGGAUGGAGUGGGAGCAGAGAUUUCUGCACUGUGGGCGGCCAAAACCUACAGCCUGUUCCCAGUGCUGGUGGGCAGAGGGGAUGUUUGCCACCACUGGGAAGUCCCACUCACUGGUAGCCCCUGACCCUCCAGCAUUGCCACAUGUAGGGGACACUCCCCUAAAGGGCUCCCUGGGGAUUUGGAGUGACCCUAUGCCCAUGCAGGUUCAGUAGCUUCAUGUCUAAAGUGUUUUCUCCCCAUGCUUGAUGUGUUUGCUCAGUGGAUGCUCCCAACCUAAUAAAUAUUUGCAGCUAACCCUGUUCUCCUCCUGA
Molecule: messenger RNA, 1966 nt
Organism: Cyanistes caeruleus (blue tit)
Lineage: Eukaryota; Metazoa; Chordata; Aves; Passeriformes; Paridae
Source: RefSeq, a predicted model, not a curated record